Molecule: messenger RNA, 2615 nt
Organism: Salmo salar (Atlantic salmon)
Lineage: Eukaryota; Metazoa; Chordata; Actinopteri; Salmoniformes; Salmonidae
Source: RefSeq, a predicted model, not a curated record
AGCAAUGUCUUAUGAUGGAGCGCGCGACAAAUUUCCUGAAGUGAUGUAGACCAGGCCAGAGUAGCAGAGGGCAGAAUAGAAACCCUCCCCAAUUCCACUUUAAAUUUGUUUAAAUACUUAUACUUGGAGGGAAAACUGUCAACCAAUCCAAAGUAAAGGACCAAAUAAAAAUAAUGUAUGCUUUUGUGAGGUUCUUGGAAGACGAUAUGUGCUACGCUUUACCUGCUUCAAAUGUGAAAGAUUUUAGACCUCUGCACAAAACAGAUUUUGAUAAUCAGGUGUAUCUGGUUCUCAGAACAGAAGAGAAUGGUGCAGGCCAGCCGGGCAAAGCACAGAUUCUUGCCCUUGCAGAUAACGUGGAUGAGUUUGAACACAAUAUAAUGCAAAAGAAGAUGAAAAUUCCUAAGAUGUCGACAAGGAAUAUGGGAUAUUCAGUUGAGAACCACUUUGGGGAGGAACGACUGCCAUUGAGACAUAAAAAGGCCCAGACACAGGACCAUGGGCGUCCCACAGCCAACUCCUCGAAGAGCCUGGCAGCGGUGGUGGCCCGCCUGGAGAGGAACGCUGUGAGUUCCUGCAUAGAGGGAGAGGAUGACCUGGAGGAGGACAGGCUGGCUGAGUUGGAAGUGGGGGACUCUGGGCCUGAGAAGGAGGUAGUACCGCGGGUUCUGUAUGAGGAGCUGGUCCACAGCUACAGGCAGCAGGAAGAGGAGGUGAGGAGGCUACAGCAGGAGCUGGAGAGAACCCGCAGGCAGCUGGUCCAGCAGGCCAAGAAGCUGAAGGAGUAUGGCAGCCUGCUGACAGAGGUGAAGGAGCUGCGUGACUUCAACAGGAGGCUGCAGGACGUACUCCUCAUGAGGCUCGGCAGCGGUGAGAGAGACACACUAACCAGUCACCUAUCACUGCAGCCUGCCAUGCACAUCUGUUCAGAGCCUAUGCAUGACAAUGGCACUCAGACAAUCAAAGCGGAGGUGGUGGAAGCCGUCAUUGAGCCACAGGAAGUGUGCAGAGAAGAGGCCAAUACCAGCUCCAGCCACUCUCCCUCCCCAAGAACAGUCUACACUUGUAAUGAUGGCAAGGUGCACCUGGGCGGGGGCAUCUGGGUGCAGGAAGAGAAGUGGCACCAGCUACAGCGGACACAGGGAGACUCCAAGUUCACCAAGAACCUGGCCGUCAUGAUCUGGGGCACUGAGACCCUCAAGAACAGGAGUGUCACUGGCGUGGCCACCAAAAAGAAGAAAGAUGCCCUUCCCAAGCCCCCACUCUCCCCAAGCAAGCUGAAAAUAGUCAGAGAGUGUCUGUAUGACAGAGUGUCUCAAGAAACAGCAGACAGCGCAGAGAUCACACAAAGAUUGUCCAAAGUGAACAAAUACAUUUGUGAAAAAAUUAUGGAUAUCAACAAAUCCAUCAAGAACGAGGAGAGGCGGGAAUCGAAGCUGCUCAUUAGACAAACUGUCAAGAAGGAGAAUUUUACCUAUGAUGGCAUGUAGUGUCGUAAAGUUGUCACCAUACUGUACCUCUCAUUUUCUGGUGGGUAGGAUCAUGUGUGCCAGCACUAGAGAUUUUCAGUGAGGGCCCAAGGCCCUAAACAAUCCAUCAGCUGUAAGACAGCUUUACCUGCCUGUCAAUGCCGUGAGUGGUUGAGCGCUUUGGUAUGAGUCAUAUGAACUGGUGUGAGUAUUUUUAUAAGCUUUAAGUAGGACUUUCUUGGACUGCACUGUGGGUUAAGGGCUUGUAAGUAAGCAUUUCACAGUAAGGUAUACAUGUUGUAUUCAGCGCAUGUGACAAAGUUUGAUUUGGCUGGGUGGACCUGGAUUUUAGAGAUGUUUUUGUGUGGAGAGAUUCUUAAAGCAAUCUGAUUGUUAGAGAAUGCAGUCGCACUCAAACCAAAUGUUCUGUGUCAGAACAUGACAUUGAGUCCUAAUAUUCUCAGUGAUUUCCCUUGAAAAAUAAGUAUUCUGGUUGUAAGAAGAUAUUUUGGAAUAAUCAUGUUUGUGUGUGUGGUAGAAAGGUUAGCCAUGAUGAAGACCUUAGUGUUGAGGUCUCUGUGUGUGCUAUUGAUACUUAAUGUGUUGUGGGGAGGAUGUAAAGAUGCACUUUUACAACAAGGUCAUAAUUGAUCGAUGCCACAUUGCACAGAUAUUCUGUUGCCCUAGAGAUUAUUGCUGUGUAUCUUCCAUGGAAAUAUGGAUUUCCAUAGUAUAGGGCACCAAUGAACAUUAAGAGUUUGGUUCAAAGGUUUAUCAUUGUUUCAGUGCGGUGCUUGUCCACAUCAGACUGGCAAUGGUCUUGAGAAGAUAGUAUGUUAUUAUUUUCUGGAUACUUGGUUUACAGUAUUUAUCUAUCCUAUUUAAGAGAUCCAACUUCAGAUUUGAUUUUACAUACAGUUGAAGUCGGAAGUUUACAUACACCUUAGCCAAAUACAUUUAAACUCAGAUUUUCACAAUUCCUGACAUUUAAUCCUAGUAAAAAAUUCCCUGUCUUAGGUCCGUUAGGAUCACCACUUUAUUUUAAGGAUGUGAAAUGUCAGAAUAAUAGUAGAGUGAUUUAUUUCAGCUUUUAUUUAUUUCAUCACAUUCCCAGUGGGUCAGAAGUUUACAUACUCAAUUAGUAUU